Messenger RNA from Sinocyclocheilus grahami, 3726 nucleotides. Its product is annotated as tyrosine-protein kinase receptor UFO-like. The coding region runs from base 11 to 2629 and encodes 872 amino acids. Gene Ontology annotation, biological process: positive regulation of phosphatidylinositol 3-kinase/protein kinase B signal transduction; cell migration; positive regulation of kinase activity. NCBI's taxonomy places the organism in Eukaryota, Metazoa, Chordata, Actinopteri, Cypriniformes, Cyprinidae. The record is from RefSeq and is a predicted model, not a curated record. Gene Ontology annotation, molecular function: transmembrane receptor protein tyrosine kinase activity; protein binding; ATP binding. The transcript has 19 exons. Gene Ontology annotation, cellular component: signaling receptor complex; plasma membrane.
UUUGCGUUUCAUGGAGAGCCCUAAGAACGUGACCUCCUCUCUUGGGAAGCCAGUGGCUGUUCAGUGCAUCCUGCGAGUGGACGGCGAGGGCCAGGGGCCCCUGGAUGUGCUCUGGCUGAAGGAGGGACAGUCGCUGGAGUUUGCAGACACCAACCAGAUGCAACUCCCCGUAGAUGAGAACAGCUGGCUGGUUUUUAGUGAACUCAAGAUAGAGGAGGUACAGCUCUCAGAUAUGGGCGCCUAUCAGUGUGCAGUUUCAUCUGGUGAAGAGGAGGCAUUAUCCAUGGAGGGAUACAUCCAACUAGAGGGUCUCCCUCAUUUCUCGGUAGACCCGCAGCAUUUGUCAGUCGUGGCUAACGAAGAGCUGAGUGUGCGCUGUGUGGCUCACGGUCCUCCUGAUCCGGUGCGGGUCAUCUGGCUUCAGGACGGGGCUCCUCUCAAUAACCUGAAUGACCCGAUAUCCCUGUCGCCCUCAACCCUCAACAUCUCAGGUUUGAAUAAAACCAGCUCUUUCUCCUGUGAAGCUCACAAUCGUAAAGGUGUGGCGUCAUCUGGCACAGGUGUUGUGACCGUUCUUCCUUCCCAGCCCCAUGACAUUACAGCUGAAGAAAUCACUAAUUCAAGUAUUCGUCUGUCUUGGCACUUGGGCUUUGGAGGAAUUUAUCCCAUCAGCCACUGCAUUGUUCAGGUCAAAGCGUCUGGUGAAGACUCUGAUCAGGUCAUCUCCAGUCAGACGGUCAGCGCAUCUGACACCAGCCGUCUGAUCUCAGAUCUGGAGGCCUUCAGCCAGUAUGAUCUCAGAAUGGCCUGCCGGAGCAGUCAGGGCGUCUCGAGCUGGACGGCCUGGAUGAGCGUCAGCACCAGUGAAGGAGUUCCCAAUACAGCCCCAGACAAUGUGACGGUUGUGGUGAAUGGAACAGAAGUGCUCCUGAGAUGGUCAGAACCUCCUGGAAAGAUGAAUGGACGGCUGCAGGGAUACAUGAUGGAGUACAGCGCACCUAACAUGGAACAGGUUGUGGUGGACACAGGUUUGGACACAGAGCUGUUUGUCAAUCUCUCAGCCCCCCUGUCGAAUGUUUCCUUUAGAGUGUGUGCAUACACCGGAGCGGGACAGGGGCCCUGGACGCCCCUCCAAACCAUCACACUCAUUCAUGCAGAAACGGGGCAAUCCAGAGGUAUCUUGAGUGCUCCGGCAUUCUCCUGGCACUGGUGGUAUGUGGUCAUGGCCAUCGCCACUGCCGUCGCUCUCACUCUGCUCUUGGCCGUGUACGUGACCAGGCUGAGGCGGAAGGAGACACGCUUUGGUGAGGCGUUUGAACCCAUGAUGGAGAGCGGUGAACUCGUCGUUCGAUACCGAGCUCGUCGAACGUACAGCCGACGCACAACAGAAGCCACACUGAACUCUCUGGGGAUCAGCGAUGAGCUCAAGCAAAAGCUACAGGAUGUAAUGGUGGACAGACACAAGCUAACGUUGGGAAAAACACUUGGGGAAGGUGAGUUCGGCUCUGUGAUGGAGGGUUCGCUCACUCAGGAGGACUCUGUGCUCAAAGUGGCAGUGAAGACCAUGAAAAUUGCCAUCUGCACUCGCACUGAAAUGGAAGAUUUCCUGAGAGAGGCGGCGUGCAUGAAGGAGUUCGAUCAUCAGAACGUCAUGCGGCUUCUUGGUGUGUGUCUGCAGACGGUGGAGAGUGAAGGCUAUCCGUCUCCUGUCGUCAUUCUUCCCUACAUGAAGCACGGCGACCUCCACAGCUACCUGCUGUACUCCAGACUUGGAGACGCACCUGUGUAUCUGCCCUCUCAGAUGCUAGUGAAGUUCAUGACAGAUAUCGCCAGAGGAAUGGAGUACCUGAGCAGAAAAAACUUCAUUCACAGAGACCUGGCAGCUCGAAACUGCAUGUUAAAUGAGAACAUGAAUGUGUGUGUGGCUGACUUUGGCUUGUCGAAGAAGAUCUAUAACGGAGACUACUACAGACAAGGGCGCAUCUCUAAGAUGCCUGUCAAGUGGAUCGCCAUCGAGAGUCUGGCGGACAGAGUGUACACUACUAAAAGUGACGUGUGGUCAUUUGGAGUGACAAUGUGGGAGAUCGCGACUCGAGGUCAGACACCGUACCCUGGAGUGGAAAACAGUGAAAUCUAUGAUUAUCUGAGGCAGGGCAACCGUCUGAAACAGCCUCCAGACUGCCUCGACAGCAUCUAUUCCCUGAUGUUUUCCUGCUGGCUGCUGAGCCCGAAGGACAGGCCGAGCUUUGAGAUCUUGUGCUGCGAGCUCGAGAAGGUCCUGGAAGAUCUUCCGAGCCAAGACCCAGAUGAGAUACUCUAUGUCAAUAUGGAGGAGACCUCCGGAGAGCUGGGGGCCGUGGGGGGCUGGGACCCCAUAAUGGGGGUCCCGUGUGCUCUCGGGGCCCUGAAGGGUUCGGGCUCAGUGGCCACUGUAGAAGUCCACCACCCCAACCGCUACGUGAUCUGCCCCCAGCAUGAGAACCAGCGCCUCCUCAACGCCGACUCCAUGGAGAGUCUGACCCUGACGGGGCCCGUGCCUUCCUCCUGCUCUACCCCAGUGCCCUCUGAAGGGCCGUCCCCGGAGGACAGAGACGAGAAGAAGAGAGUGCCACGGCUGACAGGGACCUAGACUGCCUGGUGGACUGCCGAGCUAUCAUUUUGCACAGACACGCCAGACAUUCAGUGUUUAAAGUGAAUUGUCUUUUUUAUGCUUUUCAGACAAACAUGCUUCCUUUUCAUUCCAAAUUGUCCUUUAUGUUCAGCCUGUGUCAUGAGAAAUCAGUUUCCAGCGAUAAGUAAUUUGUCAAGUGAUUUGCGCAGCAUCAACCCAUAUUGCAGAUCAUUGGUGUUUUGAAUGAUGUUUGCUUACUGUUGCUCAUACAUGCAGGGAUUCAUACUUACUGAACGAUUUUAGCCCGAAACUGCAUCGUGUCCUGCGGUGUGAAAUCUAUUUUGACUGGAAAAUUACAUCAGCGAUGACCUACAGCCAAUGAGAGAGCAAGAUACAGGGCAGCGGGAAGUUCAGGGGGAGGAGUCAUAGACCUGUGACAGAGCACGCAUAGCUUCUGCAAGCCACCAUUGCCUGUUCAGGUUUUUUUUUUUUUUUUACUGCAAACCAGCAUACAGACUUGUAUCGCAAGCUUCUUGUGGGCUACAGUUUCUAACAGGAAGAGAUCCAGGCUGGCGCGAGAACUGUCUCACAGGCAGCCUUACAUUAUUUCCUGUAUCACUUCUCGCGAGGGUUCAGUUGUGAAAUGUAGUUUGUAGACCAGAGUUGUCACCUGAAAGGUUGUGUAAUGAAUGAACCUCUGUCGUGUCGUGUGCACACAACAGCAACUAGACUGAACAGAAAUCCAGCUACUCGUGCAAAAUCAUGCAGGGUGUUCCCGGCAUUAGUGUUAGUGAUCUGAAUAACCCCAUACCUCUGUGUUUUACACUUUGGGGAUGGACAUGAAUGACCCCUUAAAUUAUACGGCUUGUUUAGGAGAUGUAUUACUUUUUAAAGACAUUUAGUUUAUAAAAACGUAAGAGACAUGGGAGUGGGCUUGUCUUUUCUUUUUUUUUUUAAUUAGUCCAGAAAGCAAGCACCAAGAACACCAUAGUAAACGCAUGGCAUUGCCUUAAGAACUACUGCACACUCUUUAAAAAUGCUUCCUAAUAGGGUGUUUUCACAGUGAUGCAAUAGAAGAAAUUUUGGGUUUCCAAAGAACCUUUCAGUGAUCAGUU